Leptidea sinapis is the source of this 4723-nucleotide messenger RNA. RefSeq lists its product as uncharacterized. The transcript has 10 exons. The coding region runs from base 247 to 1551 and encodes 434 amino acids. NCBI's taxonomy places the organism in Eukaryota, Metazoa, Arthropoda, Insecta, Lepidoptera, Pieridae. The record is from RefSeq and is a predicted model, not a curated record.
AAUACUACCUGCAUUAUUACAUUAAUAUUUAUUUAAAUAAAAAAUAAACAUUUAUUUAUUAGUUUAUUAGAACAUAAUUCAAUAAGUGAAAUUUUAACAAGUAUUACUCUUUCUAUAAUAUUCACUUACACAAUCAAUUGCUUUGCUUCUGUAUAAUUAUUGAAACAAGAUUUUUUAGUAGUGGUAUUCCUUAGUGUUUUGAAACUGAUUGUUGUUCUUGUAACUUGCAAUAAGUUGUUGUUUACGAUGGCUCUGGGUUGUUCAAAUUAUUUACAAAGUGCAACAAUGCUGGAGCAGCUUCUAGAAGAAAUCAACUUUCAGCGGACAAAGGAAAUGCGGCAGCUCAUGAAAGAUGAUUCCGGCUUCGUGGUUCUCCAAGGGACGACAUAUUGGACAGAUCUGUUUGUGAGAAACUUCCUCUUUCAAGAGGAGCGCUCGAUAGAUUGCGACGAUCUAUUAUUCUUUGUUCGCAAGAGACACGUCAAAGGAUCAUCGCGAUAUCUGCCUAAAUAUGAGACUGACGUCGAAGUGUUCCGGAAAGACUCAAAAAAGUUACCAAUAGGUGAUCCAGAGAUCGAUUGGGAGGAGACUGUAUACCUGAACCUGAUCGUGCAUCAGUUUGACUACACGCUCACCUUGGCCAUAUGCACCCGGACCAGUCCAAAAGAGCUGCAGGUGCUAAAGCGGCAUUCUCAAAAGGUGUACGCGUCGCCCAGCAAACGGAAGAUGGACACCAAGGGCGAGGGCGAGGAGAUGACGUAUCCCCACAUCUGCUUCAUGGUGGAUAACUUCGACGAGGUGUUCUGCGACAUCGUGGUGAGGGACGGGGAGAUGGUCUGCGUUGAGCUGGUGGCGCGGGGCCGGGGCAGCACCGCUCAGUCCGUCAUCUUCCUCGGCUCCAUCCGCUACGACGCGCUCACCAGGGUCUACGACGCCAGGCAAUCGUCUCUGUCAAGCAAGAUGGCCCAGCGAAUGUCGUUCGGUCUUUUGGGCACGCGGGGCGCGGGGGGUACUCGAUGCGAGUUCGUCCGAAUGAAAGGCCCGGGGGGGAAGGGACACGCUGAGGUGGCUGUGAGCCGUGGUCGAGGAGGCGGCAUGCAGACACCGUGUUCCGAGCCGGGGCUCACCGCAGCUGAGCUCUGGGAUAGCGACUGCGAGGACGAGCCAGACGAGCUGUUUCUGUACCGGCAUCAGCGUCGUCUCAGUGACCCGAGCGCGAAUAUUACAUCGUUCGCACGCGGCGGUUGGCGCAUGCGGGAGAAGGACGCGCAGUCGCAAGAUAAGAGCCGUUCGGAGAAUGAGGGGUUGGACACACUGGGAGACGGACUGGCAGAAGUAGAGGCGGGAGAUCUGCGGGACGAGUUGGACGACGGCGCGUACAACCCGCUGUGGGCCAUGCGGGGCUUCACGCAGACCUUCCACCUGUGGAAGGAGGGCAAGCGGCAACAGUCGGCACCGCUGUCCGCAUUCCUCACCUACGUCACGCUACCCUGGUGGAGUAUUGCUAAAGAUAUCCUGGACCAUCGCGAGGAACCCAUCUUGACCUUCUGAAACCUGACACUAUACUCUGUAACGCGAUAUAUUAUAUAUAUAACAUAAUUUGUUUUUUAAUGUGUAUAAUGUAUAUCGUAAAUGAAGUGGAUAUAAAAUGGACGAUGUAUAUUUAACGUAUCUAUAACACGGACUAGUAAAAUAAUAAGGACUCCGUGUCAGCUUACAUAACAGAGUAGCACCAAAACAAGCCGAUUAACGUGUAAAUACAUAGCCUCACGCACACACUUACACUACUACAGGCCGAUAGGCGGCCAUUAUGAGAAUUGUCAUUGUCUGUGACAGAUCAGUUUGCGUCUCAAUAAAAUAUUUUAAAAAUGACGUCGUGCGUUGUGAAAAAUUGUAAAAACGAUACUAUAUAAGUAUUUGUGGCCAUAUAUGAUUAUUUAAGGGAGAAAAAAUUGUGUAACUAGUAUCCCCCGUAACCGCACACACACUAGCAUAACGGUGCUUCACUUGCUAAUAUCACGGCGCGGAGUCCUCCUUUUUUUACUCGUCCGUGAUCUAUAAUAAGUUUGUUUAGGUAUGAAUGGAAUAUAUCAAUAUGUUUUCGAGAAGAUUGUGUGUGUGUGUGUUUGUAGAUGUUGAGUGCAAAUGAUAUUUAGUAGACAUUACGUUUGACUUUUUAUAUUUAUUUAUUAAACCAUUAUCGACAAUAGACACUACGUAAUAUUGCUAAUAAUUUAUUAUGAUUUAGAGAUCUCAGUAUUGUUACAAUUAUUAUAGACGAUGGACGAGUGAAUUGUAAAACGAAAUUAGUGUUUUUUGUACCACGUGGAAUAUUUAUAACAUACUGAAUUGCAUUAGCUGCUAUUUAUGUGACAUUAUUUCUGACUUUGUUUAUAAGACAUAAAAUUUAUAAUACAUGGUCCUAAGUUUAUUCAAUUUAUACUUCUGCACUUCUUCUUUAUGUAACUCUCUGUGCGCGUAUGUGAUUACAACUAAGGGGUGGUUACAAAGUUUUUAUGAAAAAAUUUAGGGCGAUAUAAUUGUUCACCCACAUUUUGAUUUUCAAAGUUGUUUACAUGAAUUGCUGUGCAAUUUUAACUUUACUAAUCUCUAUAAUUUCAAUAUUGUUUCGAUAAUUAUAAUACAAUGUUUCGGCCUGCCCUUACGUCGGUUUCGUACAUAAAUCAUAAAAAAUUAAGUAUAAUUUUUUAUGAAUUAUUCAUCUUACAUUCUGACUCCUGUUUGACAUCGUUAACGUAACCUAAACAGUUGUAUUUUGUUUGAUCAACGCAAGUGUUACACAUUCAAAAAAAAUACUUUUUAAAGGAUUAAAACGCGUGUAAUUGUGUAGUGGGUUUUACGGUUCGACUCCUGUAAACCGCAGUCCCCUGUACACGUGCUAUGUAAAGUUACGAAUAGUCGUGUUAAAUAAAUAAAUGAAAAACAAAUAUAACUUUUACGUAAAUUCCAUAACUGAAAAGUGCGACGUAACGUGCAAGUGUAAAUGUAUGACACAUGUUUUAACUCAUGUAUAUCUAAGAUAUCACAUGAGAUAUUUGGCAUAGCAUAUUUUUGCUUUUCGGUUGCUGUACCUGUUAUGUAGUUUCAUUUAUAUUAGAAUUUUAUAAGAAAUUGUUUCAUUGAUUUAGAGCACAAUAUGUUUGAAAAGUGAAUCGGGAAUCGACAGAGUUCUUGCUUGCUCAGACGAGCAGGCGUGGGGAUGUCAAAGUGAACUCCAUUGACAUAUCGAGUAUAUUACAUUGACGUACAAUAAACUGCUAGACUCACAAUCACGCUCAAAUAUUGUCUGAAAUAAAACUCUACCUACGCGUCUAUUAGGCAGAGUUUUUGUUCAGCUGUGUUUCGACCGCGCUUUGAAUACAACGCCACGCUAUGAGUGUUCAGUGUAAAUCUGUCAACUACUACUGUGUGGUAUUUCAGGUAAAAGUCUCUUUAAAUUAAUAAAAUUGUGUUACUAAAUAAUCAUAUUGCUAAAUAAUUACAUUUCAAUUGCUAAAACAAAAUGUUCUUGCCUCGUGUCCAUCUCUUUCGCACUAUAAUCAAACUCUUAAGUUAAAUUCUAAUGAGCGUAAACAAUUGACUUUAAACAUUACUGCGACGAAAUAAGGUUCUAAUUUGAAUGAACAUUUUAAUGUUGUCUGUAUAAGUUAAUGUACAUGCGUAUAUAUAACGCCGCUAGGACAUUUUUGACAACCUUUUAAUAGGCGAUUGUGAGUUUAAUUGUUUAAUCAUCGUCAGUGGAAGAAAGACAUUUCAAGACAAAGUGCUCUGGGCCUCCACGGGUACGUGUGUGCGUGCGUGUUUGUUUUGUGUGAAUUUUAGUUAUUAAGGAUCCAAUAUUAUUUGGACAAGAGUAAUUACAGUUCAAUAAUGACUGAUUCAUAUUAAGUAUGGACAUUCCAUUGUUAUUUUUUAAAUCGGUAAAACCCACUAUCUAGUUUUGCAUUUUUGUUCUUCAAGAGAUGGCAUCUAAUAAUGUAAUUAAAGAUGAGAAGCAAAUGGUGUCGUCUGUAUCGAAUUUCGAAUAUCAUCAUUAUACAUCAUGGUGUCAAUAAUAAAUAUAAAGAUAUAAAAUUAAUUUACAUUUCCCUUGAUGUGUCCACACAAUUUCAGCUAACAUGGCGACCAGACCUAGUAAGCUACUUUAAAGGUUAACCUUUGGACGUAAUUCCAGAAAAACGUUCCAAACCACAAUCAUUUCGAAAUUGAGUCAAGAACACAAAACUGGUCACGUGAUUCAUAUUAAUGGACUGACAAAAAAUGACAGCCCUACUGUCACUCUUUAAAUGAUAUCAUGACUAAGUAGCCCUAUAUGACGUAGUCCAUACAUGUGGGUACAUGUAUGGAACUUAAAACACGAAAUGUGGUGUUUGUGGCUUGGAACGUUUUUCAGGAACUACGUCCAACGGCUUCUCUAUAAAUUCACCUUUUCAAUCAAAGGUGAUGUAUUCACCAUAUUAUUAUUAUUAUUAUUAUGAUUGUGAGAAAUACUUAUAUUUUUAUGUCGUGAAUAAUAAUUAUUUAUUAUGUGUAUUGUAACAUUAUAAAUGUACUUGGUUGGUACAGUACAUACUCACCGGUCACGUAGGGAACGUUAUCUUUUCAUAACGUUCACGGUGUUAACGAUAUCUAGUCAUCCAUGAUCUGAAACUUCCUAUUUAUCAUCCUAAUUUAUAUUAAUUUAAUAAAUAAAUACUAUGCC